CCAGCGCCCCGGGGCCGCCGCGAUGGCGGCGGGUGCUGCGCAGUGCUCGCUGAGGACGAAGCGCCUCCUCCUGGACGCCCGGUUCGAGGGCUACAAGCUGUCCCUGGAGCCGCUCGCCUGCUACCAGCUGGCGCUCGACGCGGCUGUUGCUGAAGUCGCACUUCGGGAUGAUCAAUAUACCCUUGACCACAUGCGUGCCUUUGGCAUGUUUAAUUAUCUUCACCUGGAUUCCUGGUACCAGGAUAAUGUCUACUACAUUGACCAAUAUGGAAGGGUUAUGAACGUGUCGGUGACUCUGGAUACUGCUCUACAAAAACCAAGAGAAGUUUUCAGGCUACCUACAGAUUUGGCAGCUUGUGAUAAUCGUCUUUGUGCUUCAAUAUAUUUCUCCUCUUCCACGUGGGUUACUCUUUCUGAUGGAACAGGACGACUGUAUUUAAUUAAAUCAGGCAAGCGUGGGAACAGUGCAUCUGAAAAGUGGGAGAUUGUGUUUAACGAAGAACUAGGCAAUCCAUUUACUAUAGUACACAGUGUUUCAUUUGUAAAAUCAGAUAAACAUUCAGUAUCUGUACUGUUGCUUAGAGUAGAAAAAGAUGAACUAGACACAAAAGGAAGUGGGUAUCAUAUUGCCUUGGAAUGGAUCACAAUUACAGAGGCGAGCCAAGAGGGUGAUCAUAGAUAUGAGAUCUUCAAAAGGAGAGUCUUACAAGGAAAAUCAGUCCCUCAUUAUGCAGCAAUUGAACCGAGUGGAGAUGGUUUAAUGAUUCUUUCCUACAAACCAUUCAAAUUUAUGCAAGAUGAGGAAGACAAAAUAGAAGAAAAUACUGAUGAAAAAAUAACAAAUGAAAAGAAAGACCCUCUCUAUUACUGGCAACAGACUGAAGAUGACUUGACAGUAACAGUUCCCRUUCCUCAAGAUAUCACUAAGGAUGACGUAAAAGUACGUUUUUCCCCUGAUAAUAUAUAUGUUACGCUGAAAGACCAGCCUCCUUUGAUGGAAGGAAAACUCUAUUCAUCUGUGGACCAUGAAAGCUGCACGUGGAUAAUUGGAGAGAACAAAAGCUUGGAAAUUUCUCUAAYUAAGAAAAGUGAGGGACCCCAGUGGCCAGAAUUAAUAGUUGGUGACACAAGAGGAGAAUUGAUUAUUGACCCUUCUCAACGCGCUGCAAUGGCCGAAAGCCUGAUGCAUCUUACCUCUGAAGUCAUGAAUUCAAACCCAGACAAAGAAAAACCACCUUGUAAUGCACAAGAAUUAGAGGAAUGUGAUGCUUUUCUGGAAGACAGUGCAAGUUUGUGCAGAUUUGAUGGUGAUACCUUGAAAAUUACUCACAUAAUUAAUCUUGGAAGCAACCAGUACCUUUUCUCAGUCAUUGUGGAUCCCAAAGAAAUGCCCUGCUUCUGCCUGAGACACGAUGUUGAUGCUCUUCUCUGGCAGCCCCGCUCUGACCAGCCGGAGAACAUGUGGGAGCACAUUGCAACUUUUAAUGCUUUGGGUUAUGUGCAAGCCUCAAAGCAAGACAAGAAGUUCAUGGCUUGUGCCCCAAAUUMCUCCUACGCUGCUCUCUGCGAGUGCCUGCGUCGGGUCUUCAUCUACCGCCAGCCAACCCCGCUGCCCACGGUCCUCUACAACAGGAAGGAGGGCAGGCAGGUGGGGCAGGUAGCCAAGCAGCUGGUGGCGACCCUGGAAGCCAGCGAUCCCAUCUUAGGCUUUCAGGCUACCAAUGAGAGGUUAUUUGUGCUCACCACAAAAACCUUGUUUUUAAUAAAGGUAAACACUGAAAAUUAAUUAUUUAGUAUAUGCUGUUGUAGUUUGUGUUCGCAAGGGUAGAAGAACUAAGUAGGUAAAAUGAUCUGAGGAGUUCAUGCUGAAGCUUAAAAGGAAGUGGAACAUUUUACAGGGGAAUCAAUUUUUUUCUCUAGAAGGCUUUUCAACUUUGCUGCCACUGAGCUGAGCCUUUGGGGUUCUUCAGAGACCAAAAAAAGUUUCUUUGCUAUCAGCUUUCCUAAAGCUAUUGUUAGAGGCUGAUCCUGCAUAGGCAAAUAAGCUUUAUACCUUUUUUAUUAUUUUUAUUUUUUUUAUUAUKGUGCUUUUUAUAAUAAUUGGACUUGCCACACUUCUGAAUGUUGAAAAGUCAUUUCUGUUUCUAAUUGCCACUGUUCUUCUCUGAAGGAAGUACUCACAGAAGGAAAUAAAUUGAAUUACAAACAUAUAAUGUGCAAAGUAAAAUGUAUCAUAAAGAAAAAUUCAAAUACAAUUGAUCAGAGAUGAAUGUUUCAGUGUUAAAAGAUAUAGAAUGGAAUAAUAUAUUUCUUAUGCAGAUAUUAGAUUCAAGAGGAAUAAUUGCAUUGUCUAUUCAGAUUCUUGAUUUAUUUGAUCUGUGAUUUACGCUUGCAGUGAAAUCUCUAUUUUAAGAGACACUGUAAUAGCUUUUCAUAACACUUUCUUAAAGCAGAAGUAAGAAUGAAUGUAUAUCUGGUGAUUAUACAUUGUGCAGUACAGGUCAAGGUCAGUUUUCAUCUCAGUUGUCACUUUCAUCACAGGUUGUACCUGACUAAUUUACAACUCAAAAAUGGCUAGUAGAAAACACACCUGUACUUAAACCUGAGAUUUGAACUCCUCARGCGCUGCUUCUGCCUUAGAUACCCUCACACACAUUACUGCUUAGGAGGAGAGUUCAGAUUCAAUUUCAAAUCAAGAGUUCACAUUUGCUCCCUUGCUAAGGAAGGGUGCACUGAACAUGAGGGUGCCCUGAGGCUUCUGCUAACAAACAGGCGUGCCUGAUUUCUUUUAAAAGUUGCAUCUGAAGAUCAUUUCCUGUUUUCAAGUGACAAUGUUAAUCCAGUUAAACCAAAAAAAAGGAUCAGUUGUGACAGUUGCAGAGUUGUUUUGUUUUUUUAGUUUUUGUUUACAGCUCCACAGCAAAGAAACUCUUUGCUUAAGAGUUAACCAGCAUAUUGUGGGCUACUGGAAUACCGCUAUGAUUUAUAGUACCAGGGUACUGAAACAGAGGCAAACACAGUGAGUGGCUUAGUAGCAUGUGUCUUUUUUCAAGACUUAAGACUUCAUCUGUGGAGAGGAGAAGAUCUGUUCAUUUUUGUGGACUGCCAGCUUUGUAGCUGUGACUGCUUUGGCUCUCA
Nothoprocta perdicaria is the source of this 3138-nucleotide messenger RNA. RefSeq names its product NudC domain containing 1 (gene NUDCD1). The coding region runs from base 23 to 1786 and encodes 587 amino acids. The record is from RefSeq and is a predicted model, not a curated record. Lineage: Eukaryota; Metazoa; Chordata; Aves; Tinamiformes; Tinamidae. The transcript has 10 exons.